UAUUAUUUGGGCUAUCUCUUCCAGCCCUUUAGCACGAUGAAUUUUGGGGAUGGGAUGUUUUGAAUUUUGCCCUAGCCGCAAUUUUACGGGAAAGAGGGACGGUUCAGGGAAAAGAGAGCAAUUCUAAGCGUUCUUAUACAAGGAUUCUCAGUUUUUUGUUUCCUCAUUCAGAUUUAAGGCGCCACCGCCAAUGGGGGCCACCACCAACCUCAUCCGCCUCUGCCGCCCCAAAUUCUAUUCCUUUCACCAGCCUUGCCGAAUUCCCUACCGCUUCUUCUCCUCAUCUUCCAAACCCGCCCCCAAUGCCAACACAUCCCGACCCGAUUCGGAAUCCGAAUCGAAAUCGGAAACCCAAUCUAAAUCCCCAUUCUCCUCAUAUUUCAGCGAUGUGAAAGCCAGUCUACAAAGAGAAUCCUCAGAUCAGAAUCGAGCACAAAUCCCUCGCAAAACGCUGUCGUUUUCAAGUUCUACUCCUCAAACACCACCUCCUAAAAUCGAUUCAUUGGAAGAAAUCCGUAAAAACCUCUCCGAGUUUCGCCGCCGCGCUGCCGCACUGCCUCCAUCAUCGUCCGCUGCUUCGCCGUCUUCGCAUUCCGGUCAGCCCAUAUCAUUCCAAGAACUCUAUAAAAGAAAUGUCCUUCCAAAAGCUGAAGAAUCUGGUUCCUUUUCUUCAGAUUCGACUGCGAAACCUUCGGGAGCUGCCGCAGCUGGUGGGAAACUCUCAUUUGCUGCAAUUCGCGAGGGCAUCCAUCAGCUCCGGUCCACUUCCCCAAAUAGACAAACUGAUUCUGGUGGGAAGGCCGUUGAUUCAAUGUCACUUUCGAGGUUUAAGGACAGCUUGAAGUUGAAACCUGUUGGUCCAAAUGCGCAGGAACCCCAAACGAUGAUUGGUGGCAGCGAUAGUUUGCCUGCCUCGAUAUUUGGGAAGGAGAAAAGGGAUGGUGAUGUAGCCGGCCCUGCAAUGAGGACUGAAUUUGUCAAGACGUACAGUUAUAAUGAGUUGGGGGAAAAGUUGAAGAUGUUGAGGCCCGAGAAGAAGAAGGGAAACUGGUUCUCACUGCAGGAGCUGAAUGAGAGGCUGUUGAAGCUGAGAGAGAUUGAAGAGAAAGAGAGCGAGACAAGAAUUGGGGGUUUCGAUUUCAUGGACUUGAGAGAUAGUCUUGUGCGGUUGAAGAUGUCAGGUGAUGAGAAAACGAGAAAGAACACGAUGCAGAGACUUAACAUUUUGGGUCAGCUAGGAGGAACCCCAAGCUUCAUGCUGUCACCUCCAAAGGACCACUUAGUUGAGAAGUAUUUUCAUCCUGAUAACAUGUCAUCUGCUGAGAAACUAGCUCUGGAACUUAAAAAAGUCAGAGAUGAAUUUAAAAUGUCAGAGUCAGAUUGUGGUUCUGCUCGUGUUCAAGUGGCACAACUCACAACAAAGAUUAAACAUCUGGAUAGUGUUCUGCAUAAAAAGGAUAAGCAUUCUCGGAGGGGCCUUGAGCUAAUGGUCGAGAGGAGGAAGAAAUUGGUGAGGUAUCUCAGACGGACGGACUUUGAUUCUUACUGCCUCAUUUUAUCUAAACUUGGUAUUCGGGACCAGACUGAGCCUAAACUGUACAAGUAUCUCGUACCGAGGGAGAGGCUUAAUACUGCUCGCAAAAAGAAGAAAAAUAAAGGGGGAAAAGGAAGACUAAAGAUUUAAGAAAUUAAUAACCAAGGCAUUCUUUCUAAACUUGGUCGAUCCUCAUCAUUUCGCGUAAAAGUCAGGCAAGUGCAUUUCAUUUGCUGUGUUGGGAAAUUAGUUUUCAUUUGAGUAGAAGUUCAAUAUUAGUAAUCUUUUUGGAGGGAUAAUUGUUUCUGUCCCUUCACAAUCUAAAAUAUUUGGUGAUUUUUCCCUUUGACAUCCAUAUCCGGAUUUACUUGGACUAAAGAGCAGGAAAGAGAUGGGUGGUUAACGUUGUUGGGCUUUCUAGAAAAUAAUGUAAAUUUCAUCUUUCUGCUGUCAUAAAUUAUGUUACUAUUCAGGACUUGGUUUAGUGAAAUGAACAAAAAUGGUACAACGUACUCUGCUAAUGUUCUUA
Olea europaea var. sylvestris is the source of this 2063-nucleotide messenger RNA. RefSeq lists its product as uncharacterized. Gene Ontology annotation, biological process: translation. Gene Ontology annotation, cellular component: ribosome. NCBI's taxonomy places the organism in Eukaryota, Viridiplantae, Streptophyta, Magnoliopsida, Lamiales, Oleaceae. The coding region runs from base 191 to 1684 and encodes 497 amino acids. The transcript has 6 exons. The record is from RefSeq and is a predicted model, not a curated record. Gene Ontology annotation, molecular function: structural constituent of ribosome.